Gasterosteus aculeatus aculeatus (three-spined stickleback) is the source of this 2892-nucleotide messenger RNA. RefSeq names its product IST1 factor associated with ESCRT-III (gene ist1). The record is from RefSeq and is a predicted model, not a curated record. NCBI's taxonomy places the organism in Eukaryota, Metazoa, Chordata, Actinopteri, Perciformes, Gasterosteidae. Gene Ontology annotation, biological process: protein transport.
GUAUGGAGACCCCGCCCACUCAAGAUAGUCCUCCCAUGACGUCACUACAGAUCAUUGCGGAAGUAAACCGAGCAACGAAACAGACCGAAACCCAAACAAGUUGGUGUGUACGCUUGACCAAUAUUUCCAGGUAGUCUGUCAUCAUGCUGGGAGGAGGAUUCAAAGCAGAGAGGCUAAGAGUUAACCUCCGGCUGGUCAUUAAUCGACUGAAACUCCUUGAGAAAAAGAAAACUGAGCUUGCUCAAAAGUCCAGGAAGGAGAUCGCAGAUUAUCUGUCAUCAGGAAAAGAUGAGCGGGCUCGGAUCCGUGUGGAGCACAUCAUCAGAGAGGACUAUCUGGUGGAAGCCAUGGAGAUCCUGGAGCUCUACUGUGACCUGCUGUUGACUCGCUUUGGCCUCAUUCAGUCUAUGAAGGAACUGGACCCAGGCCUACAAGAGGCAGUGUCCACUCUCAUCUGGGCAGCGCCUCGUCUCCAGGCAGAGGUGUCUGAACUAAGAACUGUCUCUGAGCAGCUAUGUGCAAAAUACAGCAAGGAGUACGGCAAGCUGUGCAGGACAAACCAGAUUGGCACGGUCAACGAUAGGCUGAUGCACAAACUGGGUGUGGAGUCCCCUCCUAAGAUCUUGGUGGAGCGCUACCUGAUAGAGAUCGCCAAGAACUACAAUGUGCCGUACGAACCCGACGCCAUGGUCCGGCCCGAGGUGGGUCCUGGAGAAGAAGCUGACCUGAUUGACGUGGACAAUGACAAGAAGUUUGGAGGAGGAAGAGGUGGCGGCGGCGGUGGUGGUGGCGGUUUCACAGCUCCUGCUGGUGUCAUGCCCAUGCCCAUGCCCAUGCCCAUGCCUAUGCCUAUGACCAUGCCCAUGCCCAUGCAAACGGCUUUCAACUAUCCAGGUCCUAAAGGACCCGAACCAUAUAACCCUGCUGUUGGAACCUACAACAACUUCCAGCAUGCCAUGGGAGGAGGGCAGCCCCCUCAGCUGCCUUCUUGUCCCCCCACAUACGAGUCCAUUGAUGACCUGAGUGACAAACCUUCUGUUCCUUCCCAGGUCACAGGUCCUGGCCCCUCAGCUCAGCUAUUUGACAACAAUGCGCUCCCGGAACUCCCCUCCGUUCCUGAUACACUCCCCGCGAGUUCCUUCGGCAGAAACAACACCACCUCGGAUGACAUCGACUUUGACGACUUAACGCGGCGGUUUGAGGAGCUGAAGAAGAAGACCUAAUGCUUUGUCCCUGGUCUAUACACACACAUAUACACACAGGCAUGUGCUGUCAUCCGAGCAGCGGGGAACUGGAAAUAAGUUGGAUGGUUCUCUCCCUUCCACGUUGAAGUAAUCUUAGAUGGAUAUUAAACAUACAAGGAUGUAUUCAUUUCCAAUUCCUCAUCUAUACAAAUAUAACCUUUGGCAGUUAGUGGUAACGUCAUUUAUGUUGGGUGUACUAUUGAGUACCAUAUUUUAAAUUUCUUUCCAGCACAUACUAUAUAUUCUUACAUACAGUUAUGUGGGUUUUGACUUCUGUUCCCUCCUCCUUCUGUUCACACAGACUUCUAUUUGUUCCCAUCUGUCAAUGUAAUACAUCUCUAUAACACUAUACAACCAAACUUAGAUUUGGAUCCUUACUUCUCUCUGUUUAUUGUUUUUCUUUGGAGUGGGGAGAUGAAUAUUUUCAGUACAUGACGUCUUGCGUCUGCAUUGAGUAACACAGUUGCAGCGUCAGACUAGUCAAACCGGGCAGACUGGCCUGCACACGUUGAUGGGGAGUUGCCAUUGACAUUCAAAGGCCAGACAUAGUUUCCAAGACGCACAUUUUUCUCUUUCUCUUUUUACAUGAAGGUAUGAGGACAGAACGAUACCAUAUUUUCUGUGUCUUGUGGGGUUGUGAAUUGGUUUCUGAGUAGAAAAGGCUUACACUCCAAGUUUAGUGUGUGUGUGCGUGUGUUAACCCUCCUGGGAAAGUCCAGCGACGCAUGUCAAACCAGUCGCAUGGGUGGUGACUCACAGAUGUAAAGUGAUAAGACAGUGAAUGAAAUCCUCUAAUAUAAUACACUUCAAAUGAUGUACAUAGACAAUAUGAAUAAAUAAUUGACCUGUACUGGGGGAAAAAAAAGUUUGUUAGUAAGAAGUUUGACUUUCUUUUUUCCUCCCCUUUAAAUGUCAGUCUUACCAAAUGCCUUUUAACAUUAAAGUAAUUAAUUUACAAGCUACAUGUGUGCACACAAGAGCAGCGACAUAAUUGGAUUGAGAUAUUAACCCCGGAGGCGAUUGGUUUGCGUUGUCCUUAUGUGAUCAUGUGUCUGAUACUGUCGGUCCACCACUGUAUUUGCCUUAGUUACAAUUUCUCAUCAGAGGCCUUUCCACUCUGUACCAGGGUAAUUUGUUUUCAAACAAAACUGAAUAAAUCUUAUCUGUAUGGGUUUUGAUUGGAUUACACUUUGCUUUAAAUGUUCUGCCCUUAAACUAUCUUUUGAGGUAUUUUACAAUGUGUAGUUGCAGCACCUGUACUGUCAAUAGAAGUCGGAUGUUUCUAUUUCCUGUGGAGAAAUGUGAGCCAGAGGGUUUUAGUUAUCGUGCCGCUGUGUAGCUGCAACGUUACCCCACCCAGCUCUGCUUUCACGCCAAAUGGACAAUGGCCUUGAGUACAAUGACUCAGCGAGAUCUGAAGCAAAUUAAAAGACUCGCCAGCUGAUUGGUUGGUUUAGAUUAUUUUAGGUUUUACAUGUUGUGGGGAAAAUAGAGAUUAGAAACACGAUGGAACUGUGAUCUGCGCACUCUUUUCUAUGAUAGACUGUUCUUUCAUGCUACACUUUGAGACACAGAAUUGUGAUAAAAAAAGUUUUUCCCACUGUAUACUAAUAUAAGAAUUUAAUAAAAAUAGUAUUUGGAAGUGCAA